Messenger RNA from Purpureocillium takamizusanense, 2220 nucleotides. RefSeq lists its product as uncharacterized. The record is from RefSeq and is a predicted model, not a curated record. NCBI's taxonomy places the organism in Eukaryota, Fungi, Ascomycota, Sordariomycetes, Hypocreales, Ophiocordycipitaceae. Bases 96 to 2012 code for a protein of 638 amino acids. The transcript has a single exon.
CAGCACAGAAUGAGAGACUGUCUGUUGCCAGCUUCAUCACCAGCCGUAGCUGUAGCUGCUCGUUGCGGUGUUUGGGCGCGCGCGCGCAUGCGGUGAUGCUUCGGAUCACAGGCGUUCUCGGGGCGCUGCCCCCGCUAUCCUCCUACGUCGCUGGCCGGAAGAGACUGCGCUUGAUAGUCCUGGCCAGCGCCCUACUCUUUGCGCUCGUGUUCUUCUUGUUUGGCCAUGUCUCGGCCCCUUUCCCGUCGGUCAGUCUCGGAGCCCCUGGCUGGACUCACAAGCGGCCCGCCAGCAACGCGCCGCCUCACAACGAGCACCGACGCCACCCCAUCGACGACCUGAUUGAAGAUGCGAAUCGUCACUUUCGAGGCCUGCUGUCCAGGCGAUCGUACUCGGUCGCCCAGGCGGCAGCGCGCUACCGGGAGCGCCGAGGCCGCCAUCCUCCUCCAGGCUUCGACGCCUGGUUCGCACAAGCCCAAAAGGAUGGAGCGGUGAUUGUCGAAGAAUUUUUCGACAGGAUACAUCAUGACAUCAACCCAUUCUGGGGUCUCGAGCCGAGGGACUUACGGGCGCAAACGACGGUUCAGCCGCAAGUCAUUCGCGUCCGCAAUGGCGAGGCUUCAUUCGUAACGGACGAUCCAAACCGCCAGCCGUGGAUCCAGCACUGGACGGAACUGGUCAAAGACAUGAUGCCACACCUACCGGAUCUCGAUAUGGUCAUCAACUACAUGGAUGAGACGCGGAUUCUUGUCCCCUGGGAGAAGAUUGCCGAGUACAUCAAGGCAGAGCAGGCGAGCAGGAAGCUAAUAGACCCCAAGGCAGCCACGACCGCAUACAGCGGUCUCAAGGAUGUAGAGGGCUUAAAAACCCCCUAUGAUCCGGGCUGGAUCUCGGGCGAUGCGCCAAAGUUUUGGGAUUACCUGCGCGCAGCGUGCCCUCCCGAAUCCCCCAGUCGAAAUGUGGCUGCCCUUGCCACGUUCAACGUUUCGAUCGACUACCCAAUGGAACCUAUGCCGUUUACGUUUCAAGGCUUCAUACGGAAUUUCACACAAGCACAGGAUCCCUGUCUCCAGCCGCAUCUACGUGGCAUGCAUGGAACGUUCAUCGAAAGCGUUAGCAUGUCGACGACCCGCAGCCUCCUUCCUAUGUUCGCCGGUUCUAAGUUGCCCCAGAACAACGAAAUACUGAUACCGGGUGCCAUGUACCUAUCCGACCGAGAGUUCUAUAACGGAGGGGAGACGCAUGGCCCCAACUGGUCCUACAAGAGAAAUGGCUUAAUCUGGCGCGGCACUGCUUCCGGCGGUCGGAACAAGGAAGACACUUGGUGGCACUUUCAUCGUCAUCGAUUUGUUCAAAUGAUGAACGGAACGACAGUCGCGGCGUUGGAGGCGGGAAACGAGGCUCGUGGGCCGACGUUUCGUCUACUCCCGAAAUCCAGGUACUCAUUACCAUCACAGAUUCAGGGCAAGCUCGGCGAGUGGCUGUCUACCUUUUCCGACGUCGCUUUCGUGAAUCUGGAAUGCCAUCCUUACGCGGAAGAAGAAGUCGGGACCGGCCCGGACAAACAUAUGGAGAUGCGCAGGACAUGCCCUUAUUCGUCCCCAUAUAUGGCUAUUCGGCCUGGAAAGCCCAUGAAGGAGCAAUACGAGUAUAAGUACUUGCCCGAUGUCGACGGAAACUCCUUCAGCGCGCGUUGGAGGGCCUUUUUACAAUCCACGAGUAUGCCCCUGAAAGCGACCAUCUAUAGCGAGUGGCACGACGAUAGGAUCAUUCCGUGGGUGCAUUUCGUGCCCUUUGACAACUCGUAUGGCGAUAUUUACGCCAUCAUGGACUAUUUCCUAGAUGGAAGAGAUAAGGCAGCAGAGAUUAUCGCCACCGAGGGAAAGAAGUGGACCGAGCAGGUGUACAGGCGUGAAGACAUGAAGCUCUACGUCUGGAGACUGCUACUCGAAUAUGCCAGAGUGGUUGACGAUAAGAGAGACUCCCUGGCGUACGUUGAAGAUCUGAAGUAGUCGGGUCCAGCGUCACGGAACGUUUCUCUACGGGGCGGCGUUGUAAUAAAUGUAAUAACCAGUACAGGGGACCGUCACCGAUAUACAGAAGAGCGAGGGAAUUGGCCAUGCAUUAAUCACCCUGGUGUUCAUGGUUGGAUCCUGCGUGAUACGCUAUGGGCGGGCUUGCAUCCCUAAGCGUCGAUAGUCGACACUUUGUAAGAGCAUG